Mauremys mutica (yellowpond turtle) is the source of this 1877-nucleotide messenger RNA. Its product is annotated as butyrophilin subfamily 1 member A1-like. Gene Ontology annotation, molecular function: signaling receptor binding. The record is from RefSeq and is a predicted model, not a curated record. The transcript is spliced from 16 exons. Gene Ontology annotation, cellular component: external side of plasma membrane. Gene Ontology annotation, biological process: T cell receptor signaling pathway; regulation of cytokine production. NCBI's taxonomy places the organism in Eukaryota, Metazoa, Chordata, Testudines, Geoemydidae. Bases 170 to 1825 code for a protein of 551 amino acids.
GGGACCGUUACUUUCAGUUUGAAGGGCGUGGAAGGCCCAGGCAGGGGGAUUCCGGCCCCGUCAAUUCAGCUACAAAUGUAACACAAAUAAGGAUGAGGGGUCGAGUCUCAAACCCUCCGGCUCCGUGAUCCGUGUGCGGAACUGGGGCUGCAGCCUCGAACAAGCUACGAUGACAGGGAAGUUUCCCUUGUUCUCCCCCGGCUCCACUGUGAGCUCCGCUCUGCCCGGCUAUGUCGCUCUCUUCCUCGCUCUACAGGUUCACAGGCUGGUGUCAGCACAGUUCACAGUGACUGGACCUGACCGUCCAGUCACUGCCUUCCUAGGUGGAGAGGCCGUCCUGCCCUGCCACCUCUCCCCUAGGGUGAGCGCUGAGAACAUGGAGGUGAGAUGGUUCCGAUCCCAGUUCUCUGCCGUUGUGCACCUGUACCGUGAUGGGCAGGAUCAGUAUGGAGAGCAGAUGCCGGAAUAUCGACGAAGAACUGAGCUCUUGAAAGACGACAUCACCAGUGGGAGAGUUUCCCUGAGAAUACACGAUAUCCGACCUUCCGAUGAUGGACAGUAUAAGUGUUUUUUUCAGUCCAAUAUCUCUUACGAAGAAGCUUUAUUGGAAUUGCAGGUGGCAGGUUUGGGCUCUGCUCCUGUCAUCUCUGUGGAGGGACAUCAGGAUGGAGGGAUCCGGGUUAUAUGUCGAUCAGCCGGAUGGUACCCAAAGCCCGAGGUGCUGUUGAGAGAUCUCCAGGGUCAGAACUUACCAUCAGCCUCUAAAAACAUAUCCCAAGAGGCCAAUGACCUGUUUCAAACAGUGGUUGCCGCUGUUAUAACAAAGGAAUCCAACCAGAAAGUGUCCUGCUGUGUCAGGAACCCCCGACUCAACCAGGAGAGAGAGUCAGCAAUAUCCAUAGCAGAGCUGUUUUUCCCCAGGGUCAAUCCCUGGAUGGUGGCUCUAUGGGUGAUCCUGGCUGUUCUCAUUGGCCUGGCCAGUUACUGCUUCUGGAGGCAACACAGAGUGAAAGAAACGCUGCGAUCUGAACUGGAGAGCGAGAAAGCCGCACAUCAAGCAGAGAAAGCCUCAUGUCGUGCAGAGAAAGAAAUGCUGCGAUCUGAACUGGAGAGCGAGAAAGCCUCACGUAGUGCAGAGAAAGCCUCACGUCGUGCAGAGAAAGAAAUGCUGCGAUCUGAACUGGAGAGUGAGAAAGUGGUGCAUCGUGCAGAGAAAGACAAACUCCAGGCUGAGCUCAGGUGGAGAAGCGCCCAGCUCUACGCAGUGGACGUGACUCUGGAUCCAGACACGGCAAAUCCCUGGCUCGUCCUGUCUGAGGAUCAGAAACGUGUGAGACACGGAGACACUUGCCAGGAUCUGCCCAACAAGCCUGAGAGAUUUGAUUAUUGUUACAGUGUCCUGGGCGCUGAGGGGUUCGCGGGUGGGAAGUAUUACUGGGAGGUGGAGGUGGGAGACAAGACAGGCUGGAACCUGGGGGUUUGUAGGGAAUCUGUGAGCAGGAAGGGGGACGUCACACUCUCAACUGGGAAUGGAUACUGGGCCGUGUGGCUGAGGGAUGGGGGAUACAAAGCCUGCACCUCCCCCCCAACCUGCCUCCCCGUGAGCGUCAGGCCCAGCCGGGUGGGGAUUUUCCUGGACUAUGAGGCGGGCGAGGUCUCGUUUUACAAUGUGACUGACAGGUCCCAUUUCUUCACUUUCACUGACACCUUCUCCGGGACGCUCCGCCCUUAUUUCUGUCCUGGUGUCAGUUCCAGGGGUACAAACUUGGCUCCCCUGAUCAUCUGCCCGGUCCCAGCUCAGGCCGGAGGGAAUCUCUGUCCCUGACAGUGACCCGGCGGCACAGACUGGCCCCUCCCAGUGCUGCUGCUCUUCCCAC